AUGCCACAGAAAAAGAAGCUAUCACUCAUUGAGCAAAACAAGCAAAGGGCUGCUGAGUACAAGUUGGAGACAGGCGACUAUCAAGACAGAACUGGGUGUUCUGGUGCCCCAAGAGCUGUUGCUUGCCCUACUCCAUGCAACCUGAGUCUCUCUGGGGCUCCCAGUGUGGAAACUGGUGAUUCGUUGGAAAUCUCAUGGAAGACUUUUCUCUCUGUGUUAAGGUCAAUGGAGGAAUGUUCGGAAAACAAGAUGAAUGCCUUAGUUCCUCAGCUCAUAACAUCUCAGCCAGUUCUGACGAGGAAGAAGAUUGUCACCAAGGCUGAAAAAAUAAGAAAAGGCAGAUCAAGUGCGCUCCCGGUUAUACGGAAGCCUGGAGAAAAAACAAAUGCUUACCAAAAGGAAAGGGAACGGAGUGCUGUUGUUCACAGCUCAAAGCAAGAUGGAGAAAAAAUUAGAAUUGGAUCAGGCCAGCCCGAUCCCUGUGGGAGGACUCCUAAGGGAGACAUAUGCCAUACAGGAAGCAAAACAAAGAUAGAUCAAGCAUCGAGUGAAACUCUACCUGAUCCCAAAGCCGUGAUCCAAAGACAACGGGAGGUGCCUCAUUUAAUUCCCCAAGAAAACACAUCCCUGACACACAAAUUCAAGAAAGGGCUGACGAAUCAUAAAGACUGGCAUCCGCAGAGUGAACAUUUUAAUGGAGACAGGCCUAAAUCAUGGAGCUCUGUUAUUAUGGGGUGUGAAAGACGUGCCCCAAACUUUUGUGAUCUCAGUGUCUCCAACAUCUGUUGUUUACCAAUGAGGAGGAACCGCAGAGUGCAGCCGAAGGUAACCCUUGCGGAAAAAUUAAAUAGCAGCAUUAGUGUGCUCCCUCAGUUGGAGUGCCAAGUUAAGAGGAAUUUGGUUUCAAGUGCUGUGAAGCCGCAGCAGCAAGAGGCUAUCCUUCCGCAAAUAUCCACCAAGAAGUUGCAUCAGCAGGAAAACAGAGCCCAAGGCCAAUCAUUUCCUUCAGCUCAUCGUGAAAACAGUGCAGUAGUUCUGUCCAGCAAGUCAGAAACAGAAAAAGGCCACAAUCUAAAGCUGCCCCUGACUUCAGCAGAAGCCUUGAAACAUUUUAAGAGCCAGCUAACAACGUAUGAACAACGGGAGAUUAAGGAAUAUAGAGAGCUGUGGUUUCUUGGAUUGGGAGCUAAAAAGAUUGAAGGCUAUCCUGAUGCAGAGAACAACAGUUCCUAUGAUGAUGAUCAUGGCUCCUACAAAAAGGUUCUAAGUGAUCAUAUCGCAUACAGAUAUGAAAUACUGGCUGUUAUUGGGAAAGGGUCAUUUGGGCAUGUUGUGAAGUGCUUGGACCACAAGACAGGUGAAAAAGUAGCAGUGAAAAUAAUAAGGAACAAAAAGAGAUUUCAUAAUCAAGCCUUGGUAGAAGUCAGCAUCCUCAGUGCUCUACGGCAAAAGGAUGAGGACAACGCUCACAAUGUCGUCCACAUGAAAGAAUAUUUUUACUUCCGUAAUCAUUUCUGCAUUUCCUUUGAACUUUUAGGUAUAAAUUUGUAUGAACUAAUCAAGAAAAAUAAUUUCCAAGGUUUUACGCUGGGUUUGAUUCGUAGAUUCACCCUGUGCAUAUUAAGAUGCUUACAGUUGUUGUACACAGAAAAGAUUAUUCACUGUGAUCUAAAGCCUGAGAACAUAUUAAUAAACCAACCCCAGCCUGGGCAGGUUUCAUUUAAAGUUAUCGACUUUGGAUCAAGCUGCUAUGAACACCAAAGAGUGUAUACAUAUGUCCAGAGUCGAUUUUAUCGUUCCCCAGAAGUGAUUCUUGGUCACCCCUAUGCAACCCCUAUUGACAUGUGGAGCCUAGGGUGCAUUAUGGCUGAACUCUACACAGGGUACCCACUUUUUCCUGGAGAGAAUGAAGUGGAGCAGCUUGCAUGCAUUAUGGAGAUACUAGGUCUUCCACCAGCUGAUUUCAUUCAGAGUGCAUCAAGAAGACGGACGUUCUUUGAUUCCAGCGGUACUCCAAAGAAUCUUACAAAUAGUAGGGGGAGAAUAAGAAACCCCAACUCAAAGGAACUGAGCGCUGUAUUGAAAACAUAUGAUGGUGCCUUUCUGGAUUUUCUGAAAAAGUGCCUUGUGUGGAAACCUUCCCUGCGCAUGACUCCGGAAGAUGCAAUGCGCCACUCCUGGAUGCAGGACCCAUGGUUACAUAAAGCAAAGCAAAAGCCCAAGCCUCCUACAAAGUCAGGCGAGGCAGAGAAGAAGGAAAAUGCUCAUAAGAGUGCGCAGCCAGAAAGAGAUGAAACCGCACGGCACCAACCUGCUGGAGAAAUAAAAUCAGACCCCUCUGAAAAGUUAUCUGUUCCAAAUCAGAAAUUAUCUCCCAUCAUAACCUCCCAAGAUGCAAACGAAGAGGAAAAGGAGGAUUCAAACAAGCAAGAAACUCCAGAAAAAGAACCGGAAACCCUGUUGGACAAAACUGUUAAAAGAGAACAGAGAGACCAUAGGACUGAGAAGGUCAUGCACAAAAAUACAAGCAUCUUGCCACCCAUCAAGUACAAGCAAUGA
Zootoca vivipara (common lizard) is the source of this 2559-nucleotide messenger RNA. The record is from RefSeq and is a predicted model, not a curated record. Lineage: Eukaryota; Metazoa; Chordata; Lepidosauria; Squamata; Lacertidae.